Fomitiporia mediterranea MF3/22 is the source of this 1041-nucleotide messenger RNA. Its product is annotated as terpenoid synthase. Lineage: Eukaryota; Fungi; Basidiomycota; Agaricomycetes; Hymenochaetales; Hymenochaetaceae. The coding region runs from base 1 to 1041 and encodes 346 amino acids. The transcript has 4 exons. The record is from RefSeq and is a predicted model, not a curated record.
AUGGCGAACACAACUAAAAUGCUUUAUCUUCCCGACAUGGUGGCUAAUUGGCCAUGGAAACGAGCCAUUAACCCAUACUAUGACGAGGUUAAGGCAGAGUCGAGCGCCUGGUUCCGCAGCUUCAAGGCAUUCUCCGAGAGAUCCCAGUAUGCCUUUGACAAGUGCGACUUCCAACAUCUUCGAACUGGUUGCGACUUGAUGAACCUAUUCUUUGUCAUCGACGAGUACACCGACGUAGAGCCAGCGCCUGUGGUUCGCGAGAUGGUGGACACCGUCAUCGAUGCACUUAAUAACCCACACAAGCCUCGUCCAGAGGGUGAGAUCCUUCUGGGCGAGGUUGGAAGACAAUUCUGGGAGUUAGCAAUUAAGACCGCAACACCAACAGCCCAACGACAUAUGAUCGAGACUUUCGUUGCGUAUCUUGACUCUGUCGUCGAGCAAGCGAGAGACCGCGAUAACGACACGCGCCGCCCCGUUCCGUCCUAUUUUGAGACUCGUCGCGAGAACAUUGGAACCAGACCUUCAUUUGCGAUAUUUGAACUAGGAUGCGAUAUACCCGACGACGUCCUUCACCACCCGGAUGUUAAAGAGCUAGUCAGACUCUCAACGGACAUGAUCAUCAUCGGUAAUGACAUGGCUUCAUACAACAAAGAGCAGGCGACUGGAGACGACCGACACAACAUACUAACCAUUGCGAUGAACGAGUUUGGCUUUGGCUUGGAGGAAGCUCAGGCCUGGGUCGUUAUCCUUCAUGCAGACCUUGAGAAACAAUUCCUCGAAGCCAUGAGAUGCGUACCAUCCUGGGGCCCUGAUGUCGACGGCCAGAUCCAACUGUAUUUGGAUGGAGUUGGAAACUGGGUUCGAGCCAGUGAUUGCUGGAACUUCGAAAGCGGCCGCUAUUUUGGGGACAAAGGUCUCGGUAUUCAAGGGACACGCCAGGUACCUCUUCUGCGGAAGGUUGCUCCACCACGCAACGACGAAACCCUUCGGAGGGAGAACGUUGUUAUUCCUCUCAUCGAGUCGCUGGAAGCCAAUGCCUAA